AUGGCUCACGAAGUGUCUCUUUCGAUCGAAGAAACCAACAAGCUAAGACUCUCCUUAGGCUUGAAACCUAUUGUGGCAGAUGUUACAACGCCGGCCAAGACAGAAGAGGUAGCGACUGUAAGUCAGAAAAGUUCAAAGGAAGGUGUCGAUUAUGAUAAAAACAAAUUCAUUGAUACAAAGCUUUCAAGACUGCGAUGGAAUUUGAAAAGAGCACAGUCAAAAGCGAAUGACGCUACACUCUUGGAUGAUGAUGAGGACGAAAAUCAACAGGAUUGGCUCACAAACGUGGGGUAUAACAAAAAGAAGUCAAAUCCGAAACUGGACCAAGGGUACUAUGAUGAAGUCGAUGAAGAAGAUAGAAAUCUCAGUAAUAAUGAUUCUCGAGUAAAAGUCUCACAUCGAAUGUCAGAAGUCUUACCUGGCAAGAAUGUUAUAUUAACACUCAAAGAAUCAAAACUAGAUCCAGAUGAAGAUGAAGACGUGCUAGUGAACGAGGGCAUGAUACAUGAUGCCCAACAAGCAAAGAACGUAGAGCUAAAACGGUUAAACCAAGACAGAAGGCGCCACAAGGUCACCAUCGGAAAAGGCAGUCUCGAAAGCGAGCACUGCAAUAGCGAAGAGACCGAAUCUUCAUUUCAUUUAGUAAACGGAAAGAUAGUCGAAGCCCAACUCGACAUCAAAAACCAAAAGGAGCCUGAAGACAAAAGAAAAGUCAUACUCGAAGAAGAUGAGGAGAAUGAGGAUAACCUAACGUCAGACUUUGCACCAAUAAAGAUAAAGAAGCGCAAGAAAUUCAAUGGUGGAACAACAUCAAAUAAGAGACCUCGACCGGUGUCUCAAGUUACUAGAGUGGCCCUAAUUGAUGAAGACACCAUCGACCCAGCUGAAGAAGAAUUUCAGGGCUAUCUCCAUGUAAGAAGACCUAGAAAAGACGGUAACGAGGAGAUUAGGAAUAGUGCAGAGGAUAUAGCCAAAGAGGUGGGGCAAGAGAAACAAGAGAAACAAAAGCGCGCCUUGCUAAUAGCUAAAAUGAAUAACACCAAAUGCAUCACAGUAGAUGAAAACAGCACUUUUCUCUCCUUAUUAAAGGAAGACUUGAUCCCCAAAAAAAACGAAACAGAGAUGUUCCAGAAAUUAGAUCUAAAAGCAGCAAUAAGCUCAACCAAAGAUCAAGAAGAGAAACCAGAUUAUUCAAGCGAUGGGGGGAUCGAAAAUGAUAACGAAAAAGAGAAUUCCAAAGAUGAUGGAAAUAAGAUAGAUUUCCAGGAUGGAUUGGCGUCGAUUCUGGGAUUUUUAAAAGACCGUAAUGCACUCCCAUCGCAAGUAAGUAAUCUUGCCGCUGCAGAAGCAAGCUUAAAGGAACAGGAGCUUAUGGCGCUAAAGCAAAAAGUCGAGGCCCGCGAAGCCCGCGAAAAACUGAGCAGAGAAUUAACGAUGGGCAACGUGCGGUAUACCAAGGAUGAGCUUGAAAAAAUAAAGCAGUCCCAAGAACAAAAGAUCAAUAGCCAGUUUCAAGGUUUGCAAAAACAAAAACUUGCCUCUUACAACCCAGAUGUUAAGCUUACGUAUAAGGACGAAAAUGGCUACGAGCUCACCACCAAGGAGGCUUACAAAAAGCUGUCACAGGCGUUUCACGGCACACGUUCCAACCGCAAAAAGCAUGCCAAAGCGCAACAGAAAGUGGAGAACAGAAACAAGCAAAAUAAUAAUUACGUAGGUUAG
Molecule: messenger RNA, 1722 nt
Organism: Lachancea nothofagi CBS 11611
Lineage: Eukaryota; Fungi; Ascomycota; Saccharomycetes; Saccharomycetales; Saccharomycetaceae
Source: the annotation of a GenBank genome assembly